Molecule: messenger RNA, 801 nt
Organism: Linum tenue
Lineage: Eukaryota; Viridiplantae; Streptophyta; Magnoliopsida; Malpighiales; Linaceae
Source: the annotation of a GenBank genome assembly
AUGCAGUUCAUUCAGCCUUCUGACCACCAGCGGUUUUUCAGUACCCAUCUGCAGGAUUGGAUCCUUUACCAUGUGCGACAGGAAGCUACUAGCCUUGAGUUCGGCAUUAUCUGCUGGUCCCUUUGGCGGACCAGGAAUGAUCGAGUCUUCGCAGGCAAGAUCACGACCAGUGCAGCCUUUAUACAGCGGGUCCGGGCAUGGAUAAAUGUCGUGCAGAAUGCCUUGGACAAAGACAGGUUAAUCCAUCAACCUAGUCUGCCCAUAAGAACGGAGGUGGAGAUCUCUUGGAAGCCGCCACCUCCCGAGUGGGUCACCCUCAACUCUGACGGCUCAGUUCACACUAAUUCAGGUCAUGCUGCUGCGGGCGGCCUAAUCCGAGAUCAUACAGGACGUUGCUUGGCAGCGUACGCGAUUAACCUGGGAAAUUGCUCUAUUACCCGGGCUGAGUUGAGAGGUGCUGUAGAAGGGCUGCAACUGGCUUGGGACACUGGUUUCAGACGUGUCAGAGUUGAGCUUGAUUCUCUCUGUGCAGUCCAACUCCUUGGGAAUUUGGGCGAGCCAGACCAUCACCAGGCCGCCAUUAUUCAGAGAUUCAAAGAGCUGCUCACUCAUCAAUGGGAAGUUGUUGUUUCCCACAUCUUUAGAGAAGGAAAUAAGUGUGCCGAUCACCUAGCUAGUCGUGGGCACUUGUUGGCCCCGGGUUAUCAUUCUAUUCCCUGUUCUGACCCCAUUCUGUGUAAUUUCAUCAUGUACGACUGUCAGGGGCUCUCUGAACCCCGUUUGGUUUUGAAUGAAGGCUGA